Molecule: messenger RNA, 2309 nt
Organism: Selaginella moellendorffii
Lineage: Eukaryota; Viridiplantae; Streptophyta; Lycopodiopsida; Selaginellales; Selaginellaceae
Product: PHD finger protein MALE MEIOCYTE DEATH 1
Exons: 5
Coding region: 1-2220 (739 amino acids)
Source: RefSeq, a predicted model, not a curated record
AUGAAGCCUGUGAGCUCUCCUCCGCUUCCUCCUCUCUCCUCCGCCGCCGAGAAGAAGCGGUGCGCGAUCCUCCAUGACACCUCGUCGAUCGAAUCUAGUGUAGAAAUGUACGCGCGCACGGCGAGCACAGCGACGACUACGAGCACGACGACGAGCGCGGCGACGAGCCACCACCACCGAUCGAAGAAGCGGCGGGCGGAGCGCGUGUUUGGGAUCCACACCUUCGGCGAUCCGGGCUGCCCGGCCGACUACGAUGGCGCAUUCCGGGACAACAUCCGGGCAUUCCUCUCGGAUUGCGCGGAGAUGGAGCCCUACACGGUGGAGGGAAUGCCCACCUGGUCACUGCUCCUCGAGGACGACAGGAAUCUCUCCUCGGGGCGCUUGAAUCUCCUCAUCAUGGAGGAGAGCACGGCCAAUUCAAUGCAUCCACACUGCGACCACUGCCGCUGCAUAGGAUGGAGCCACCAUCCCGUGUCGAUCCGGCGCUACCACUUCAUCAUCCCCGGGCCAGAGAUCGACGACGAGGCGGCCGCGACGCAGAGCAGCAUUCUCGAUCUCCAGGACCAUCUCCUCCACGGCCUCCUCCACUGCAACGGUUAUGGCCAUCUCCUGCGCGUCAAUGGCCGCGAGAAGGGAUCCAAGCUCGCGUCGGGCCGGGAGAUCAUGGAUCUCUGGGACCGAAUUUGCGCCAUGCUGCGCGCCAGGAAGGUGAGCGUGGAGGACAUCGCCAAGAAGAAGGGACUGGAGCUCCGGCUGCUCCACUGCGUCGCGUAUGGCGAGUCGUGGUACAGCCGCUGGGGCUACAAAUUCGGGCAUGGCAGCUUCGGGAUCACGCAGCAGAUGUACUCCAAGGCGAUCGAGGCCAUCCGGGGGAUGCCGCUCUCGGUGAUGAUCCAGCAUUUCGACGGCGUGGACGCCGAGGUCCUGGAGAUCGUGUCGCUCUACCAGAAGAUGAGCGGCCAGGCCCUCCAGACGGUGGGCGAUCUCGUGCGCUUCAUGGUGGAGCUCAAAUCCCGGCUGCCGCUCACCGCCACCGCCGCCAAUUCCUCCUCCUCGUCGCUGCUCCAGCCCGCCAAGCAUCAGCACCAGCACCAGCAGCUCCAGCUCCAGCAGCACCACGAACCAUCGCGCAAGAGCAGCAGCCCGAAUUCCAAUCCACUGUCACCGCCGAUCUCCUCGUUCUCGCUGGGCGCGGCCUUCUCCUCGGACAUGCCGUGCCGGUGGAGCAUGAAGCGGCUGGAGCUGGCGACGCAGGUGAUCGUGGAGGCGCUCAAGAACUGCGACAAGAAGUGGAUGCCGCGGCAAGACGUGCGCGACGCCGCGCGGGUCUACAUUGGUGACACCGGAUUGCUCGACUUCGUGCUCAAGUCGCUGGGCAACCGCGUCGUGGGCGGCCACGUCGUGCGCCGCGCGGUAAACCCCAUCACCAAGGUGCUCGAGUACAGCCUCGAAGACGGCGGCGAGGUGGCGGCGGCGGUGGCGGCGGCGGCGGUAUGCGACAUCAGCCGCGGCGACGUGCAGCGCGACAUCGUCUACAUGUACAAGAACGUCCUCGAGAGCUACAAGCCGGCCAGCAAGCGCGGCGGCGGCAAGAGCAUCCUCACCGCGCUGCCCACCGCCAGCCGGAUCAUCCUCGACACCAAGCAGCUCAUCCGCGACUACUGCGGGCACAAGACGCGCAAGGCAGCCGCGGCGGCGUGGGAGGCGGUGGUGGUGGACGACGACGAGAUGCUGCGCGUCAUGUGCUGCGUCAUACUGCGCGACUCGGACCCGUGCCGCAACCGGCCCAGCCCGCCGCCGGAGCUGGUGGUGCUACCGCCGCACGCCACCAUCGGCGACCUCAAGCUCGAGGCCCAGCGGGGGUUCCGCGACACGUACCACAUAAUGCGCGGCUUCCGGGUGGACACCAUCCCGGAGCUGGAGGGCGACAACGAGGACCUCCUCUUCGGGGCCAUCGAGUCGGGCUCCACGCUGAUCGUCCAAGGGUCCGGGGUGGACGUUUACAACGAGUGGCGCUACGAGGGUGGCAACGAUAGCUGGAUCGUCGACUGCCCGUGCGGCGCCAAGGACGACGAUGGCGAGAGGAUGAUCGCGUGUGAUGUGUGCGAGGUGUGGCAGCACACGCGGUGUGGCGGGAUCGCGGACCCGGAUCCCAUCCCGGCGCGGUUUCUCUGUGCCAGGUGUGGCGAGAGCCUCUUCUCGGAGCUCAGAUACUCGUGAUCGAUCGAUCGGUCUCUCCAUGAUCGAUCGAUCGUAUCGGCUAUAGCCUUGGCUCACAACGCAAGUAAGCUCCUUGGUUUUUCGCGAUC